Thalassophryne amazonica is the source of this 507-nucleotide messenger RNA. It is a transcript of the gene ndufa7, whose product is annotated as NADH:ubiquinone oxidoreductase subunit A7. The record is from RefSeq and is a predicted model, not a curated record. Bases 59 to 388 code for a protein of 109 amino acids. Lineage: Eukaryota; Metazoa; Chordata; Actinopteri; Batrachoidiformes; Batrachoididae. Gene Ontology annotation, biological process: mitochondrial electron transport, NADH to ubiquinone; ATP synthesis coupled electron transport. The transcript has 4 exons. Gene Ontology annotation, cellular component: mitochondrial inner membrane.
AGCUUGAGAACAGGUGAGUAGAAGAAGCUCCUCCUUCGUGUCCUUCACAACAGCAAACAUGGCGACUGCUACAAGAAUUAUACAAAGGCUUCGGAAUUUCUUAGCAGGGAAAGACCUGCAAGCUAAACUACAGCUGAGAUAUGAAGAGAUUUCAAAGAGGACACAGCCACCACCUAAACUGCCUGGUGGUCCAAGUCACAAGUAUGCCCACAACUACUACUGCACCAGAGACGGACGCAGAGAGUCAGUUCCAGCUACAGUCAUAAUGUCUUCACAGAAAGCUCUGACUGCUGGCAGCCAAGCUGCUGAAAUCGCCACAAAGCGUCCAGUGACUCCUGGUGCUCCGUAUCAGGACUUACCGCUCUCCACAGACCAGCCGUACCUUUGAGCAACAGCAUUUCUCCUUCAGCCCCAGCAACCUUUUAUCUGCUUCUGUUGUGCACAGACAUGUGUGGCUGUAUCCUGUACAGUAAAAAGUGUGAAUAAAUGUUAUGCUUUAAAAAAGUA